GUAACGAAUGACGACAGGCUGCGUCCCGCUUUUUAUAGCGUCAGUGUGAGCUGCCCCGUUGUCAGUUUCUUCUUUUUUCUCUUGUUUUCUCUUUUCUCUCUCAACUCUCUUUCAUUUAGAAAAGCAAUGGCUGACCAACUUACCGAAGAACAAAUUGCCGAGUUCAAGGAAGCUUUCUCGCUCUUUGACAAAGAUGGUGAUGGCUCAAUCACUACCAAGGAGUUAGGCACCGUCAUGAGGUCGCUUAACUUGAACCCUACUGAGGCCGAGUUGCAGGACAUGGUCAACGAGGUCGACAGUGAUGGUAACGGUACCAUCGAUUUCAGCGAGUUCUUGACCAUGUUGGCAAGAAAAAUGAAGGACACGGAUUCGCAGGAGGAGAUCCAGGAAGCCUUCAAGGUGUUUGAUAAGGACGGUAACGGAUACAUCUCGGCAGCAGAGCUGCGCCACGUGAUGACGUCUUUAGGCGAGAAGCUGUCUGAGGAAGAAGUCGACGAAAUGAUCCGUGAAGCCGACGUUGACCAGGACGGUCAGAUCAAUUACGACGAGUUCGUGAAGAUGAUGAUGUCCAAAUAAAAGAAAGGUUUCUUUUCUUUGUUUUUGCACCUCCACCCACUUCCCCCACAAAACACACCCACAACACUCGCAUUCUGUGUCUCUCGCGUCUCUCGCUUUACGUACAGUGCCCUCUCUCCAUCUUACCAUCUACCCAGUCUCCCCAUCAAAACGUAGAAUAGCAAACCUUCUGUUGGGUUAUCUCUUUUUUUUUUCUGUACAUUGGAAUUUUUAUACAACAUAAAGGAACAAGAAUA
Zychaea mexicana is the source of this 812-nucleotide messenger RNA. Its product is annotated as calmodulin. The coding region runs from base 127 to 576 and encodes 149 amino acids. The record is from RefSeq and is a predicted model, not a curated record. Gene Ontology annotation, molecular function: calcium ion binding. The transcript has 6 exons. Lineage: Eukaryota; Fungi; Mucoromycota; Mucoromycetes; Mucorales; Lichtheimiaceae. Gene Ontology annotation, cellular component: myosin II complex.